UUUGACAUAUCCCAACCGAUUUAUAUCUUGGUUCAAUCAUAUGGUUAAAAGGGUGUUGUAGUACGUUUCAGUAUGAUAAGCGGUAAAAUUUAAUGAAGGAUAGGUGCAUAUUUGAUGAAAAUGAAUAGAAAUAAUGGAGGUAUCUCGGUUUAGUUUGAUUUGGUUUUGAUUAUUUGGUACGGUUAUGGGUAAUAAUAUCAAGACAAAGACCUAACCGGAAUAUAACGGCGUGAAAUAAACCGUGAGAAAAGAAAAGACUCGUAUUCAUCUCUUUCCCUCUCUCUCUCUCUGGAACAAAGCAAAGCCCUCUCGCAUCAUCGCACUGCUCAAUAGAACGCUCUCUCUACCCCCUCUCUCCGUGUGUUGUUUUCGUCUUCCUCUUCUCCGGCGACGUUCAAGGACUCCCGGGAGCAGUUAAGGUUGUAGCAAGAAGCGAGUUCAGAGAUGGGGAAUGCGUGUUGUGUUGCGGCUCGUGACAAAAUGGUCCUCGUCGUGCCUCCUAAUGAGACUGAGAGGAGGCAUUCUCCUACUUGGAGUUUCCGCUGGGAUAAUCAUAAUAGAGGAGGACGUGUUGCUGGUGAAGACUCCUCUCUCUGUUGGUUAUCUGAUGGUAUUAGCCGUAACGAUGGCUCUGAGAUCAAAUUUGGAUCUGCUUUUGUUUCAUCUCAAGGCUCUCCUCUGGACAGCUUUAGGACACAGCCACUGCACAAAUCUCCGGCCUCAGAUCUAUCUUUCCCAAGAAACUCUUCCAUGGAUACAGUCUUCGAGCAGAAGGAAAAUGAUUCGACACAAUCUGUGGCACCUUCAUAUCCAUCUCCUGCACAAUUCUCUCUUUCACACACAUCUUCUUUCCCAGCAUCACCACUUUCUCCCCAGAGCUACUUCCACCCUUCAAGUUCGGCGUCAUCGCUUAAACUGACACAGCGCCCUCGUCUAUCGAAGCAAGUCUCAGAUAGUCGAAUCUAUGGUAUGAACUCACUGAGUAGAAGCUCAGCAACUGAAGAGACGCAGGAAAUUCCUUUGAGAUAUGGUUCUUCUCAGAGUGGACCAUCUGAAAGUUGGUCAUUGCAAGCCUUUUCUGAAAUGAUGUCAUCUUCUCGCAGCAACGAGCCUUUGUCUUAUGAUAACGACUUCUUUGGGCUUGAUCGUGACAAGAUAGACCAUCAUGGCAACCGAGUAAUAUCCAAUCAUCAUCAGCAAACAUGUGGUGCCUGCUCUAGACCCUUGUCAGAGAAAUCCAUGUGGAGCAGCCAAAAGAUCUUCAUGACCAAUGAGCUCUCUGUGUCCGCAAUUCUAGCAUGUGGGCAUGUCUACCAUGGUGAGUGUUUGGAGCAGAUGACGCCAGAAAUCGAUAAAUUCGACCCGUCGUGCCCAAUCUGUACAUUUGGUGAGAAGAAAACGGCGAAACUGUCAGAGAAAGCGUUGAAAGUUGAGAUGGAUUUGAAAGCUAGGCACAACAAAAGACUCAGAAACCGAGUUUUGGACAGUGAUUUUGAUUGCGAUGAUUUGGUAAUGUAUGAUCACAGCCACAUGCCAGCAGCAGCAGCAGACAAGAGCCCUGAACUGGUCUCGAGUUCGAGCGUCAAAGGUUAUUCCGCAAAGCCUUUCUUGGCUAGACAUUUCUCUUUUGGGUCCAGAGGUAACAGUAAAUCAAUCAAAGAGAAUCUUCCCGUCAAAAAGAAAGGCUUCUUCUGGACCAAAUCCAGCAAAAUAUGAACUUGUAAGCUGCGUUUCUCUCGAUCUAUAUCUCUCUGACUCAAUUCGGUGAAUUUACACACGUUAGAGAUUGAAUGUGGUUGUUGUCGCAGGUUCUGUGUCUGUGUUGCUCUUUACUGUCUGACGGACACGGUACCACUUAAUUAAGACAGGCUAUUUGUUGAUACACACUUUCCUCAUUGGCUUUUCUUUUUUUUUUAUUGGUAUUUGCUAAAUUUUCACACAUGUAAAGUCACAACUUUAGAAUACAAGGUUGGGGAUAAUCACAACAUUGGAUCCUUUCUAGUUUAUAAAUUAUUCUGGCUGUGCAUA
Brassica napus (rape) is the source of this 2028-nucleotide messenger RNA. RefSeq lists its product as uncharacterized. Bases 445 to 1716 code for a protein of 423 amino acids. The transcript has 5 exons. The record is from RefSeq and is a predicted model, not a curated record. NCBI's taxonomy places the organism in Eukaryota, Viridiplantae, Streptophyta, Magnoliopsida, Brassicales, Brassicaceae.